AUGAUAACAUUAGUAUGUAGAGUUACUGUUAAAAGUGACAUACAAGUGCCAUCAAACACAUGCAUGCUAGUGCCAGUGAGAAUAUUGAGACACCAAAUGCUUCCUGAAGUUGCGUUUAUAAGUGAGACAAAAGGUGAACAAAUAGAUGAAGUAAAGAUAAUCAAUGGAUUAUUAGAUCCCCAUCAAAUUGAGGCAUUCAUAGGAGUUAUGAAUGAGAGUGAGGCUGUGUAUACUUUGAAAAGUGGUCAAGAAAUAGGUCAGUGUUAUCCUACACAGGAAGUAUCAGGAGACAUGGAUUUUGACAAUGACAAAACUCUUACAUGUGCUGCAAUAAUGUACAGCGGGAGUAAAGAUCAAGUAAAAGCCAAGGAAGAUAUAUUACCGGAUCAUAUUAAGUCAAUGUUUGACAAAGGGAAAGAACAUUUGGAAGAAAGUGACAAGGAAAAAAUUGCGACAUUGCUCUACAAAUAUCAAGACGUCUUUUCGAAAGGUUCUGAUGACCUUGGAUGUACUAAUAUGGUAAAACAUAAGAUCAACACAGGAAGUUCCCCACCCAUACGACAAUCAGUUAGAAGACAACCUUAUGGAAAACGUGAUACUGAAGCUGAGGAAGUAAACAAAAUGCUUGACAGAGGAAUAAUCGAGCCUUCGAACAGCCCUUGGUCCUCGCCAAUUGUACUUGUGUCGAAAAAGGACGACUCAACUAGAUUUCUGCAUUGA
This is a messenger RNA of Ruditapes philippinarum (Manila clam), 720 nucleotides long. RefSeq lists its product as uncharacterized. Lineage: Eukaryota; Metazoa; Mollusca; Bivalvia; Venerida; Veneridae. The record is from RefSeq and is a predicted model, not a curated record. The transcript has a single exon. The coding region runs from base 1 to 720 and encodes 239 amino acids.